This is a messenger RNA of Caenorhabditis elegans, 236 nucleotides long. The record is from the annotation of a RefSeq genome assembly. Lineage: Eukaryota; Metazoa; Nematoda; Chromadorea; Rhabditida; Rhabditidae.
CCGUGAGAUGUACGCGUGUUCAACAAUGAUUCUAAUAUCUCGAGACCCAAAUCAAAUCCAUAUAAACCAAGAUAUUCAGAUGAUGAUUGGCCGUUUAAAACUGGCAAUCAGGUAAAACUGAAGAAAUUCAGAUAUUGGUUUGACGAGAAACAUGAACGAAAUAUGAGAGCUGAGAAGCCACCAGUGCCAAAACCUGUAAUUGAAUUUACAGGGGAUGGUUCAAAACAGGGGAAAAC